AUGAUUCAUUCUACAUUGCCCACUUCAACUUAUUAUCGCACAUACAAUACUAGGCUUCGUUGGCAACACAACCCAAAAAAGUUAGCUAUAUCUCGUGAAGAAUGGGAAAAAAAGCUUUCUGACGUCAAGAGCAGCAAGAAUGAUUUGAACAGACUUGUCAUGAACUAUCUUGUGAUUGAAGGAUACAAGGAUGCAGCAGAAAAAUUCAGUGUCGAGUCCGGACUUGCACCAGCAGUUGAUCUGAUGACAGUUGAAGACCGAAUGAACAUUAGAAACGAUAUUCAGAAUGGCAAUAUCGAAGCAGCCAUUGAGCGUGUAAAUGACCUUGAUCCAGAGAUUUUGGAUACCAAUCCUAAACUGUUUUUCCAUCUGCAGCAACAGAAACUGAUUGAGCUGAUUCGUAAUAAUAAAAUUACAGAAGCUAUCGAGUUUGCUCAAGAAGAAUUGGCACCUCGCGGAGAAGAAAAUCCCGAGUUUCUGAAUGAACUUGAGCGCACAAUGGCGCUGUUGGCAUUUGAAGAUACGUACAAAUCGCCUGUUGGAGACUUGCUAAACCAUUCACAGCGCCAAAAAACCGCAAGUGAGCUUAAUGCAGCAAUUCUGACUACCCAAUGCCAAGAAAAAGAUCCUAAAUUGCCAUCGCUGCUCAAGAUGCUUGUAUGGGCCCAGAACCAACUUGAUGAAAAAGUGGUAUAUCCCAAAAUUAAAGAUCUUGUUACGGCCGAGUUUGAAAAUGGCUCAGCUUCGUCAUCAUAA
Messenger RNA from Batrachochytrium dendrobatidis JAM81, 756 nucleotides. RefSeq lists its product as uncharacterized. Bases 1 to 756 code for a protein of 251 amino acids. The record is from RefSeq and is a predicted model, not a curated record. NCBI's taxonomy places the organism in Eukaryota, Fungi, Chytridiomycota, Chytridiomycetes, Rhizophydiales. Gene Ontology annotation, molecular function: protein binding. Gene Ontology annotation, cellular component: nucleus; cytoplasm. The transcript is spliced from 6 exons. Gene Ontology annotation, biological process: proteasome-mediated ubiquitin-dependent protein catabolic process.